Messenger RNA from Penicillium angulare, 405 nucleotides. RefSeq lists its product as uncharacterized. The record is from RefSeq and is a predicted model, not a curated record. The transcript has 2 exons. Bases 1 to 405 code for a protein of 134 amino acids. NCBI's taxonomy places the organism in Eukaryota, Fungi, Ascomycota, Eurotiomycetes, Eurotiales, Aspergillaceae.
AUGAAGCAGACGUCUGUUCAAAAUCACUGUCACAAACCCAGUGUCUGGUCUGAUGUGUAUGAUUUCCUGAGUCAAGCUGAUGAUGUUGAAGGAAAAUAUUCUAAAGACCCGAUCAGAUCACAAGCCGAGCCGGUUGCCAUACUGACGAAACCGGAUGGCAAAUCGAUCAAGAGGAGAAAAGAGCAACGCAGCCCAUCACAAUUAUCAAAUGGGCACGGAAAACACUCGUCGAGCCCAAACCCCAAGCGCCGAGGAGCCAAACGCAAAUACAGACUGAAGCGUCUCGCUGCCGAUAACAAAGCUCUAACGGGUGAACUCGAUAUUCUGAAAAGCGAAGUCAUGUUCUUGAAAUCUCAAUUGAACCACCAGAAGAAGGCGAAAGGUGUUUCAUUCCAAGAUAAAUGA